AUUUAGGACUAAUAUUUCAAGGUCUGACCGAUGUAACCAGCGCGCUGUUCGGUGUAAGUAUCAAAUGAGCGAGAUAGAUACAACUUCUUCGAAGUACAGAUUUGCGGUCUACCAACCGUAAGACACAUUUUAUGUAAAAGCAACAAAGCUAGUGCGGAGGAUACAAGAUUGAAGCAAUUGUUUAUUGACAGUGAUGAGGACAAAGAUGGACGCUUGGAUUGCGAUGACUUGCAACAUAUGUGCCGCAAGCUGAGCAUGGAAGAACAUUCUGAGGAUAUAAUCACGCUUCUGAAUUCAAGAAUAAAGAAAAGUAUCACAGUUGCUGACCUACUGCAAUGUCACAAAGAAGUCAUUCGAGUCGGGAAUGGACCCAUUGAAACUGAGAAGUUUGCUGAUCAAGACCUAUUUCGUGGAAACCUAUCACACGAAUGUAGUGUCAAAAAGUUUGCUAAGUACACGGAUGUACGGCACCUAUGUGCAGAGUUUUCCGAACUAGCCCGUGGCUUCGUACACAAAGAACCUAAUGGAAAUAUACAUCUGGAAAGCUCUACCAGUGACGUCAGCCUACUCAACUCAGGUGCUGAAUACGACUCUGGUGCGCAAGAUCUUUGUGAUGAACCACAAAGUCUACACCUGCUUAUGAAGUGUGAAAACCCUGAAUUAUAUCGCCUUGCUUUUCCAGCCCAUGUGUCUUACGCCACUCCUCCUCCUCCUGCUCCUGCUCCUCAACAAUCGUCUCGAUUGACAGCAACUGCUGCGAGAGAAUCAAGGCUGCGAAACAACGGUUCCUGUGCUUCCUCGUCAAAUCCCGGGGACAUGGAUGCUAUUAUUCUUGAUACUUCUUCCUGUGGGGCAGCAAACGAGCCGGCGCAUCCACACGUUCAUUGUCUAUCCCAUCCCGCCGUAUCUCCAAGUGAUCGAAAAGACACCACAUCGUUGCUUUUAAACGACUCGGUCGCAGAUCACUCCCCGGAUUGGGUUCGCCGGCUAUUUAAUUGUGCUAAUUUGCUCCAUCUCCGACAGACUAAACGGCUUCGAUCCGAAAUGCGUGAUCUCACUCGCCAUUUACAUAGUCUGCAGGCCAGUCGAGAUUUGGGGUAUCGGGAAGCCAAGCGAUUGCAAAGGGAGCGGAACCAACUGCGUGAUGAACUUUCGAGUCAAGUCACUAGGUACGAAGAUCGUCUAACCGAAUUGCACAGCGUAAUCGCUGAGCUUCGACGACGCCUGGAACGUACUGAAAUUCAAGUGAUCUCCGAGGUGGAUGAACAUGAGGGACGCGCUGUGAGACCAGAUCGCUGUAAAGGUGCUGGAACUUCAAAAAAGGAACUAUCCCCGCAAGCAUGUUCCGUAACCAUGGUUGAGGAAGCUUGUGAAGCUGACCAUAUAUUUUCUCCGGUCAGACCUGAUGGUGAUGCGGUUUCGGAAGGCUCCACGGACGGAGAUACGUCAGUUGGAGCUGUAGAUGGGGACGAUACUGAGUUACGCUGCGAUGCACUGUCACAGAAGGGACGAUUACUUGAUGGUAUCAACUCCGUGAAUCCUGAUGGAAAAACGUCUGCGUCUCCACAUGCCGUUUAUGGGUGUUUACACCAUUGCAACUGUCACAGCGCCCAUAUGACUCCCAGCCGACUGCAGUGGCAUGUUCACCCUAAUCCGGGUGAUGCACGAUACUCGGAAGAGACAACGACAAAAUCACCUCAAGCGCCAAUUUUAUCGGAACCCAAUGGGUUGACCAGAAAUCAAGGCUCCACAGACCUGGGUGUAUCCGAUUGUCCUGAACCAGAGUGGGUCACCACCGCCCUGAACGCGUACUACAAACUAGCGGAUGCUUCCGAGAUCAAGAUUCAAGCUCCAGAAAAACACCAUCAUGAAGAUCAGCAAUUCCAGGGUCAACAUACGUGGACCGGAGUCGACGAUUCCAUCCUCACAGGACCCCUGUCACCCGGUGCUUUGUUCCAACUUCUGUACUCCAUCUCAAAACUGGCCCCGUAUCCGCGCUUGGCUGAGGUUGCACAUUGUGCACAACUCACCUGGUCCCGUUUGCUGACUACAGUGGGUCGAUUGCAAUCAGAUUGUCUUGUGCUUCAGACUAACCUGGCAGACGCCAAAGCUACGGCCGAUCGAAUGCAGUGCCGACUGAACCAGAUCGAAGCAAACUGGGACGCCGCUGUCCUAGUGACGUCCUUGGCUGAGGCCUGUCUGGAAAUUAGCGAUUGUUUAAACCAGCUAUACUCAACAGAACUGGCCAUUCUCCUGUAUCAAGAUAAUCACCAAUCCAUGUUGUCGGGUCAGGUAUUCUCCACCAUGUCCUCAUCAACUUCGUCGUCCUCAUUACAAGGCAGAAGUGUAAAACCUCAGGAAUUUAGACCGAAGGUUUCUGGUGUAAGUGCGAAAAAUCCACCAUCACCGCAACCUCCGAACCCUUCACUCCACACCUCCUGCUCCCCCCAACAGCAUCCUUAUGCUGUAUAUGCCAUACCUGGAUCUUCUCUGUGCACCGAAAGCUGCCAAACACAGCCACAUGGUACCCAAUUUGCCUAUAUUCCGCUGAACUCACAAAUCCUCAAAGUAAACAGGCAUCAUGCGGAGUCAAGUGCACACGCACUGUUAAGGCGAUGUGAGCUGGUGGCUCAAGGAAACGAGCAACUGUACCCAACCGCGUCGUCGUCGUCCAACAGUACAGCGCCCUCUUCUUCCCUCGGCCGUACAUUCACUCGCCUACUGCAGCAGGCUCCACUCAGCCCCGGUUGGUUUUCCACUCACUCACCACUGGGCCACAACGUACCCUCCACUCACAGUCUGACUAGCACAAGUCUCUACGCGAACUCAUGGUAUGUGAGCUUGAGUCACCUAGGCCGCCAGUCCGCCGUCAACACAACGGGUCGUGGUGAACGAAUGUCAACGCUGGAGAAUUGUGUUGGUUCCGAAUCAUUACCUGUCCGUACCAAAGUCUCGAUGACAAAUGUCCCCUCAAACAACUCCAACGUUAAAUCAUCGAAAUCAGCCCUUAUGACAACCACGCAACAUCAAACGCCAGUGUCCGAAAUGGGUAGAGGGUGGCAAACACCUGAUUCAGGUGCAGGCAGCAGCAGCACAAACGAAACAGCGCAGCAACCCUUGAUCCAUCCCUUCUUAAGAACAGCCGACUUCUUAACCGCUGCUGACAUCCACGGUGACCUGCUGCAUAAUGCAUGCUCAGUAAGUCUGUUGGAUGCGUUGCCACCGGUGUGGAGCCGAUCGAAACAUUGGACACGGCGACACUCAAUUUGUGAUUACGAUUCCGAUUCGUCAGACUCGUCGGGGGCAGUAACCACAGGCGUGCAAGAACAGAGGCAUGGAGAUCAACCUCAGAACACUAGUAGUCUGAUGCGUUUGAGUGCAUCUACCUGGACACGAUUGGAGGAACGAAAAUUACGAACGAUUCUCGGCCAAUUGUUCCGGGCGCUAUAUCGAUUGAAGUCGACGAUUAUUGAGUUGUCUUCUCACAGCUCUGUUUCCGAUGACGAUAACGAAUCACGCCGAUUGUGGGAUUCGAUCAGAAACCAAGACGGCAGUGGUCAGCUUCUCUCGUCCAUAUCGCUUGCCUCGAUCGGAAAACGUCCCCUAAAUGUGCUAUUGGAGAAUGCUGUGUUACUGCAGGAGUUAUGCUGCGUGAAGGAAGAGCGCGCAGACCUCAAGGCCCGCGUAUAUCUGCUGGAAAAAGAGCUGCACGCUAAUCGGCUGAUGUUGGAGAGCCACAGAGCCGCCGAAAGUGCCCUUCGAGCCCACUUGGAUGCGCUCACAGUGGAACGGAAAUGUCGUCGAACCAGCCAAGAGGAGAACGGAGGAAAAGAAUGCAACCCUAUUGACGGUCAACCAGAGGUAGCACUGCUGCGUGGACAAGUUAGGAAUCUUCUUCAAGCUCUCGAGGCCCUGAGACACAGCAGCGAACUCCAACAACUUCAAAGUGAGGAGUUGGUGGACGAUUUGAAGCGAGCCAAUACUGCACUGAUCGGAGCGUAUGAGAAAGCUAAGCGAAAAUACCUCGCGCGCAUCAAAAGACUGGAAGAUCAAAUUCAAACGACCGCAGCUAUGCCGGCUGUCACUGGAAAUGCAUUCAACGCGCGCACCGCUAGCGCAUGUACAACAGCGCCAGGUACCCCAGCAGAGUAUACACGAUCCAAUGCAAUCUGUAGACAAAACCACCUCACACAUAAGUACACACAAAAUGUGCCGCCACUGGUGAGCGCCGGGGAGUGCAACCCGGUGAGCACGUCUCGCUUCGUCACCCCGGUGAGUGUGGCUGUUAACCCACCCAGUACAUCGGGCUGUACGGAAUCAGUAUGGGUCUCCGCUCCCUACGCACAUUGGAACAGUCGGCCAUUACCAGCCGUACCGGUAAACGAGUCAAGUAAGCACAAUUCCGCGCACUCAGUCGUCCACGCAAUCAAAACGUCAAAGCUGAGGGGUACGCCUAACUCCAAUGGAGAGCAGACACGUGCAAUCUUUCUCUCGACACAAGAAGUGCCGUGAGGCGAUCAGAAGAUUGAAAUUGUAUAUAAAAACUGUGUAAAGUUAUGAUACCUUGAAAUUAACAAUCAGAAGUUUCUUUUUAGAAAGGAUGCACAACGCCAAACUGGUCUCAUGCCAGUCCUAAUCGGUUUACCCAUCAGACGUCAUUCGAAAAGGAAGAAACUCUUCUCAACCCCCUCCUCUAUGAUGCGUAUACACAGAGAUCAGAAAAUAAAUAAUAUACUAUCUAUCCUGGUCAUUCAUGAUCGCCCAACUCAAAGAGACCGCUCAUCGAAUCGAGGGUGAACACCACCCAGUUUCCUGCAUUUUUAUGGCAGCUAAGGCAAAGUCACGCAUCUAUACAAGGCCAACAUACUUGGGAACAGCUGUGAUGGCGGCGCCCCAGUUCAGUCAACAGCCGUAUAGACAAACAAUUUAUUAUUCUGAAUCAGAAGCGCUCGCCGCUGUUUGUGUAUUCUAAUGAAUGGUGCACACCUAUUCAUCUGUUGCUGGAUGUCAUUGUAUGUGCCCGCGCGUGCAUCGAUGCACGCACGAGUUAUGCCAGAAUCCUUCUUUACUAUACAUGUGCAUAUACAUAUGCAAGAAACACAAUGAGAUGUUC
Messenger RNA from Dicrocoelium dendriticum, 5113 nucleotides. The record is from the annotation of a GenBank genome assembly. NCBI's taxonomy places the organism in Eukaryota, Metazoa, Platyhelminthes, Trematoda, Plagiorchiida, Dicrocoeliidae.